Drosophila hydei is the source of this 1050-nucleotide messenger RNA. RefSeq lists its product as uncharacterized. The transcript is spliced from 2 exons. The coding region runs from base 86 to 922 and encodes 278 amino acids. The record is from RefSeq and is a predicted model, not a curated record. Lineage: Eukaryota; Metazoa; Arthropoda; Insecta; Diptera; Drosophilidae.
CGUUGUCAGCAUUCGAUGUAAUUUGUAUUUAAAAAAAUUAAAUUUAGACACUUAGACAGCUGACAUUGAAGGAGUUGGAUCGAAAAUGGCUCAGGGUAACCAAAUUUCUGUACUAAGAAAAAUGUUCGGCUUGGGUAAAAAGAGACCCGAAAAUUCGUACAUAGUGCCACAGAACUCGAAAAUCAAUUUAGAAAACAAACCAGCCUAUAAAGAUCACGUUACGAAUCUGAAGGAAAACAACUACGACCGCAACGUCAUGAAUAAGUGUCCGCAUUGUGAAAAUAUGGCCAAAAACUUUCUUUACUUGGAAAGCCUGAUACGCAACAAUUGCGAUAAGAAUCCGAAGUGCAGCUUGUGCCAAUCGUCCCUCAAGUACCUGCAGUAUGUGAACCGGAACAUAAUGCAAGUCUUUGGGAAUUUUGAUUCGAUUGUGCAGGCUGCACGCGUCUUUUCCACCCAAGUGCCACCAACGCCCAAAUACACGGUGAAGAAGCCCCCCUCGAAAGAUGAGAAAUCGGCACGUUCCGAAGGUGGGGCUCAUCUUGUUGCACAGAAAUCCAGAAAAUCUCUGAAGCCAGUCAAAUCGCAGAAGUCCAAAAAAUCGAUCAAAUCAUCGAAAUCGGGCAAGACCCUAACAAAGUCAAAAGCCAAGACCGCCGCGAGUACAAAGAGUCGUACAGGCCACGGCAAGAUGGUUCUCAAGAGCAAGUACAAGUCUAAACCGACAAAGUCAGCGAAAUUGAGCAAGCAAUUAAACAAGGUAGUCCGCAGUGCUAGCCAGUACCAAAACUUACGUUCGAUGCGCUCAAAACUGGCUACAAAGGCACAUAAAACAAAGAAGCAGCGCAGCACAGCAUCGCCCACCAGCAUUAACUGGAGCCUACUUAAACGCAAUAUGCCCACCAAGUCUUUCGGUGUAUAGUAAAUUGCAGAAAUAAGUUGACCUACUACAAGGCCAGACACAUAUCAUAUACUCUUGAGCUGUACCAAAAUUAACCGUGAACCAAAUGUAAUAGAUCUUUGAAAAAAUAAAUAUUAAUAGAAACCGUA